Molecule: messenger RNA, 14109 nt
Organism: Cinara cedri
Lineage: Eukaryota; Metazoa; Arthropoda; Insecta; Hemiptera; Aphididae
Source: the annotation of a GenBank genome assembly
AUGCUGUCAUUUGAAGGAAACUCUCAUUUUGGAAGAAUUGCCCAAGGUUUGUAUCACAUGGCAACCAUUUUGUUUUUUUCUAAAUAAAGUUAAUUAUAUAUUGAUAGCAUAUUGUCAUUUUCAAUAGUACAUUUAACAUUUAUUUCGUUUAUUUAAUUUAUUCUGUUUAUAGACAAAGUACCUAAGUAUGUACAUUAUUUAGUCUUUUCCGUUAUAAUCGUUGACCGUGGAUUUUUCGAGAUGGAUGUCUCAUUUGAAAAGUAAAUUUAUUUCUAUAUUAAAGCAUAAUGGUCAUCACGUAAGUAGGUACCUAAUUAAGUGAUCACUGUUUCAGUAAUUAUAAUUUGUCAUGAUAAAGAACGAUUUCUCAAAUAUCAUUAUAGCUAAUCUUUUAAGAAAUGUGUAUUUGAACGGACUUCAAUAUUUUUAAAGAUUAAAAAUCAAUUAUUCGAUUUGUAAUUUAAUAAUAAUACAAAUAUUUGUUACGUAUUAAAAUGUAUUAAUUAGUAUAAGUAGAUACACAUGAUGUUAUUUAUUCUGAUUCGCUCUAAAAACUAAUUUAAAAUGUGUGGUUUUUAUAACUACUUUUAAAAUGUUCAAUGUGAACAGUGUGAACCUUAUAUCUAAUAACAGUGCUCAAUUAAAAAAAAAAAGAAAAACAAUAUUUUGUAACCAUUAAGAAACCAGUUAUCACGUGAUUGAGCAUAAAAUACUUUUUACGACACGAUUGAGCAAAUUUGUCGGCGUUCAUGGAUUAGAAAUACAAAAAUUAUUUUCGAUUGAACACAAAAAAAUUCUGUAAUAAAUAUUUUCAUUUAUCAUGUUAAAAGAUUCAUAAUUGCAGAAAAAAUAUUAAAUUAAAUAAUUACAGCAAUACAGAUAUGAUAUGAGUUAAAAAAUGUAUCUAGAUAUUUCAUAAUUAUUACUUAUUGAUAGUUUUACGAAUGACCGAAAACGAAAAUACUGAUGCAUAAAAGGGUAUAAGGGGGGGAGGGGCCCACGAUCAUUUUUACUAUCUCUAAGGGGUCCGACGGAAAACAAUUUUAGGGAACCUUGAUAUAAACAAACGGUUCAUUUAUAUACAUCUAUAAUAUAAAGAUGACGGAUUUCAUUUUAUUGCUAACAGCAAUGAAGUCACGGAAAAACUAGAAUUCUCUAUCGAGGUAUUUAAGAUUAUUGAAAAUGAUAUUGAUAUUGAAGAACUGACUGAUAACCAAGUAAAUAAAUUGCCAAAACUAAUGACAUCAUGGACAGAACUAAUGCAGAAAGAGAUGAAUACUCUAAAAGACAUUGAAGUAAGCAAUAAUGGAAAACACCGAGAUAAUUCACUUCAUAAGUUUAUUUAAUAAUUAAGCUCAAAAGAGACGAUCAUGCUUGGGUGGGCCACUAUUAUAGGUGAAAAGUUGGUAAAGUACAAUAAAAUAUAAAGGAGAAUCUAAUUUAUAUCUGUACGCAACGAUAAAACAUUGUUGUUCUUAAUUAUUAUAAGAACCACUUGGAAUAUCAAAAAAUGACCUCUUUAAAGUACCAACUAGAUCAAAUACGUUUUAUACGUUUUACGUAUAAUUUUCUUUCGGGUUUUUCCCAUUUAUUUUGAAAACCCUUUGGGAAACCAAAAAAUGGCCAUUUUAAUGUACCAACUGUACAAAAUUAUCUUUCAGAACAAGUUCUACACUCUAUACAUCGGAGCAAGAUUUUUUUUCGAAAAAAUUUUUACAGACACAAAAAAAUAAAAAAACAUCAUAGUAUAAAACCAUGAAUUUCCUUCUAACAUUUUGAAUCUAAAAUACAAAAUAGACAUCAUAGUAAAACCCAUAGAUCCCUUACUACGCUCCCAAUAUAAUAAAAACAUCAUUGCAAAACCAAUACAUUUUUCGCUACGCUAAAAUCUGUAAAACUAUAAGCUUCUUCAAUCCACUCAGAAUCUAAAAUAAUCAAAAUAUAAACAGUUCAUUAUUCUUGAAUAUCAGCGUCUUACCUAAUUUACCUGUUUCUGAGUAAAUUGAAGAAGCUUAUAGUUUUACAAAAAUGUUUAUUUUUUACGUGGACAAGUUUUUUACCAGAAGAUUUCUUCCGAUUUUUACAUGUAGAAACUUUUCUGAAAGUUUUACCUGAAGUCAUUUUUCGAUUUUCUCAAGUCUUUUCAUCAAAACCAAGAAACUAAAAAAAAAAUUUGGAAAAUGUACAAAAUAUAUUUGUAUAAUAUUGCGAUUUUUUUUUUCUGUGAACAACUUUUUUUACUAACAAUUUUGCUCCAACUUUUAAUAAUAGCAAUUUUUCUAAAAGGAAAUUUCACAAAAGAGGUACUUCAAAGAGGUUGUUUUUCAAUUUUCUCCGAAGUUUUCUCAAUAAAUAUGAAAAACCAAAAGAAAAACGGGAAAAUAUAAGAAAUAUAGGUAUUAGCUAAAAAUAUUACGGUCCUUCUUUUUCCUGUGGACAAUUUUUUGACCAGCAAUUAUGCUUAUUAUUAACUUAUAACGAUAGAAAUUUUUCAGAAAGGAAAUUUCACUGUUGUGGUACUUUAAAGAGGUAAUUUUUUGAUUUUCUCCGGAAUUUUCUCAGCGAAUGUGAUAAACUGGGAAAAUACAUGGGAAGACCGAGAAAAAUAUAUAUAAUAAUAUUAAACAAAUAUUAUUAUAGAAUACAGAGCUUAUUUAAUUAUUUUACUAUAAUAUGGCAUAUAUAUUGUUGAUAAAGCAUCACUAUCAAUUGAACUCCACUCCUUACAGAUAUACAACAAAUUCGUGUCUGAAUCCUACCUUACCAACUUCCUGCCUAUACCAAUGGUUGCACCCGUCCCCAUUAUCUUACCAACUUUUUUUAAAUUUGAUUAGGAAGGACAAAUCGAGAAAUCCGUUGUUACAGAAUAUAAAUUUUGGAACACACGUUAUACAAAUUUCAAAACAAUACUGCAACAAUUCACCUCUGAUAAAUUGGUUGCAAAAUACAUAAAAACUGUGAAAAUGCUAAACACUGAAAUAGCUCAAAAUAUUUUAGGAUAUUUUUACGAUACUAAGAGCAAAUUUGAAAUAAUUUACGAGACUACUGUAAAAGAAACUAAAGAAAAGAUUGAAUUAAUUUACGAAGGGAUUUUUGUAUGUGAUUAUUUUAAUUUUUCUACAUACUAUGACGCAGAUUAAUUUAGAUUUAAUAAUAUUUUAGGCAAUAGUCAUGGCACCGUUGUCUGUUAUCAAUGAAAAUACUACACCUUUAUACAAUAAUCUAAUUUUAAUGUGGUUGACGUCGAGUUUUUAUAAAGAAAAGAAAAAUAUGGAACGCUUACUCGAGUUGAUUUCCAAUUUAAUUGCUGAUCGAAUUUCUACUAUUUUGAGUAUACCUGACAUAUUUCGGUUAUUAUCAUUUUAUUGUCAUAUUAAUAUUAUACUAGCUGACCCGUCAAUGUUUUUUUUAUUGUUAGAUCAUUUUAUAUUAUUGUCCUGUAUAUGUCAUUGUUUAAAAAAAAAAAAACAGCUGAAAAAUGUAUACCUAAUCCAUCUUAAGUAAUAUAAUUUAAGUUUCAAUUAAAUUAAGCAAAAAUUUCACAUCAAAUAAGAAUAUUUUUUUGUUUUUUUUGGCUGUGACACAAUCAGUUCGUUCAUUGUAUGCUUAUGCUACACAUUUUUUUUUUUGUUUUUUUUAACAUCCAUUUUACCAGGAUACCUGACCCAUAAAUCAAAACGAAUAAUUUUGUAUUAAAAAUACAUAAAAACUCAAUUUUAAUGGAUGGCACUUUCUCCGGAUAACGUAGAACAUUUUACCAAAAACCUGUACUGAUAGCUGACACUGCCGAUGGAAAUACCACUAUUGUAGAUUAUCUAUGAUAAUGUUUACCGAUUUAUAAAAAAAAAAUCCAAAAAUAACGGAAAACAUUAUUACGUAAAUUUAUCCUGUUUUUUUUUUUUUAACUAUUAAAAGCAUGACAGUGUACUAAUUAGACACAAUUUACUAAAAAGAAAAUACACCCACCUCCAGAAAACAACAUGGUUAAAUUCAUACUGAAAUUCAGCCAAAACUUCAAUCCGCGUAUAAAAAUAUUCUAAUUUCCGAGUUAUUUUUAUCAAAAGGAGUCGCUUAACAUUUCCAAAAGUAUUGGAAACAAUAUGUGUAUAUAUAAAAUAAUACAGAUCAAUAGUCUAUAUUUUCGGCAAAAUUCGCUAUUCUAUUCUCUAUUCCGGAUAAAAUUGAACUGCUUCCGUGUAUGUAGAUUGAGGCGUUGAGUGAGUCUAUACUCCCUAGUCGGUGCCUUAGGGGGAAUCAUCAGGAAGUGAGCACGAUGAUCGAUGGUGGUGGUAGUGGCGGCCUAACCAAGUCGAUGAAGCGAUGAUUGCUAACUGGGCCUUCCUCUGAUUCCUCUUGAAUAUUAUGUUUUUUGUUUUUUGUUUUUUUAAUAUUUCAGAUGAAAAAAAAUUAUAAAUUAUUAAAAACCAAAGUAAAUAUGAUGACAAAUAAAACAAAUUUAAAAAAUAGUAGCAAAACUAUAAUGCUACAUACCUAGAUAUAUAGGUACAUAUUGAAGAGACAAAAGUUAAAACAUAAAGUAUACAUCUUCACAUAGCUUAAAACAAAAUCUAAUAUAAAAUAAUAAUUUCGUACAAUACAUUAUAAUACGUCAAACCACUCAACUUCAAAUAAGAUGCAAAUCUAUAAAAUAAAAAUAUUUUAAUAUAAAGUAUACUUUUAUAUUAAAAUAUUUUGAAUAAAUCAGUGCCCAUGGUCGUAAUUCGGGUAUACAGUUUUGACGGAUAUGAAACAUACAUAUUUAUUUGUUUUGUUUAACCCUCCUAAAGAAUUAAAACUUACGCAUUUUUAUACUUAACAAAGAGGACUUGAGCAAACGAGAUGGAUUGGGUGACCCUUAUAUCUCUAAUUUUACCUAUGUGGAGGGAGUCAUUUUAUUAAUUUAGCCGACCAAGUAAUGUCGAGCCAGGCCGCUGGGUAGUGGGAUGAACGUGAUACGUUUUUGUCGUUUGUACGAUUCAAUAUUAUCCUGAAUAGAGUAUAAAAACAAGUAUAUGUAAAAUAUUCGUUUAUAUUAUAAAUAUACUCGUGUAAUUAUUUUAAUUUACAAUUUAUUUAACCAAUAUUCAAAUAUUAUAAAUUAGAUGCAUUAACUAAUUUAAUAUAUUUAUCUUAUAGAUACACAAAUAGUAACCCUUUGUUGAUUAUAAGAAAUGUUUUAAUUAUUAUAAACCAUUGGAAAGACAGAUAUAGUCAAUGCCAAAAGAACAUCCAGAAAAUAAGCGAAAAAUUCAGAAAAUCUUGGGCUUGGAAGUUUGAUGAAAAUAUUAUAUUUAAGAAAUUAAAUUUUGUGAGUUUGGUUGCAAAAGAUUUGGCUGAAAUAAUUGAGGUAAAAUUAAAUAUAAAAAUGGUUUAUUUUAUUUACAACGCGUACUUAAAAUAUCUUUAUGCAAUAUGAUUGUUUUAAUACACUGUGCAGAUCAAACAGCAAUUCGAUUUUAUUUACCCGCAUUCUAAUUUCAUUAAACAACUAUGCGAUGUUGAUAACGAUAAUAUGUACAAUAAACAGAACAUGAUGAAGGACACGAUGAGUAAAUUUAAAAAUUGCAUUGUAAAUAAUCUGUAUAGUAAUAUCGGUCUACAAAUGGAAUCUCCUCAAAGUGCGAUUAAAGGGCUCAAAGCAUUACAAAUAAUGGAGAAAUACGAUAUAAUACGAAAUGAUAUGCACAGAAAAACACAUAGUUCAAAAUACUCUAUUAUUAUUGAAAACCUCACUGAUGAAAUCAAUAGUUUUCACACACAAUUCAAGGUGAUAUUAGAUGUAAAUACAGUGGUGUUCUCGACUUCCCUUAGGGUAUACUACAUAUUAUAUACGCCGUAUACUCUCAACACUUUGUUGAAAAAUCACGGGUAUACUGAAUAUAUUCUCAAAUAAUUAAACAAAAAAAUCCGUCAUAAUAAAUUAUUAUCAUGACCCGUUCGGCCAUUCAUACCACUAUAACUACUUAUGUCACUAAAACCGAAACAGUAAUAAAAAUUAUAUUUAUUUCAGUAAUUAUUGUAACUGAAAAUUUCACAAUUUUCUUACAAUAAAUAGUAAUUUAUUUUUAGAAAUGUAUAGUGUUUUUUAUAGUAAUUUUAAUUUAUAUUUUGUAUCAUUAUUUUCCUAUAAAUAAUAUAAUCCACAAGUAAGAUAUAGAACUGGGUGAUGCAGUAUACUCUCAAAAAAAUAAACGGGAACACUACUGGUUAUGUAUAAUUAAAAUUACAUAUACUCACAAACUACACAGUUAAAUUAUGGUAAUUAAUAAAUAAUAAUUAUAUUGAAUAAAUAUUACAGUCAUUCAAAUCAUCCCCACAAUUAUUGACCAAUGUACCUUUAAUAGCAGGAAACAUAAUUUUAGUGCAUGAUUUACAUAUAAGAGCUAAAGAGAUUGUUAAAGUUAUUGAAUUAGCAACUCAAAUUCCCUCUGUACAAAAAAACAAAGUAUGUUUACAUGUUCAAUAUGAAAAUAUCAACCGAAACAGUUUAAUUAAUAAUAACACACUAGAUAUUAUCAACGUAUGGACAUUUUUGUAAAGAAAUCUUUGCUUAUGAAAAUAAAUUAUUUUCCGAAUGGUUACGAGAUGCUCUUGAGAUUCAAAGAUGUUCUAUGAAAGAUGCUUUACUCAUUUUUCGAGAUAAUACUCUAGGAGUAGUAUUUAGUGUACGUACACGUUAAUAUUACUAAUAUUAUAUAGGAAGCUACCUACUUUUUGUUUAUAAACAUUUGUAUUGAACAAUAUUUACAGAAAGAAUUAUUUUGUGUCAUGGAUACCGCACUAAAACUAAACCUUGAUUAUGAUUUGCCAGAAGUCAUUAUCAAUCUAAUCAAAAAACGAGAUGAAAUCUUUGAUAACAUAGAAAAUAUGAAUAAAUUGGUGAACAUGUACAACAAAAUACUAGAUAAAAUGGACGCUUCAAUUGUCAGUAAUAUUUAGUUAUAUUAUUUAUUUACAUAAACCUUUGCAGAUUAAACUUUUUAUCCCACACAUAAAAAAAAGAAUUGUUUUCAAAAUAAAAAUAUAGAAAGAAAGAAAGAUAAAGAAAUUAAAAAAUGUAGAUAAUACGUUUUCAACAAAUUAUUUUAAUUUAUAUUUAGACUUUAGCGAUGGAUCGUCACUUGACCGAAAUAAAUCGUUCUUUACACCCGUGUUUAGUAAAACAAUAUACUUAUUUAACAAACCAUUUGCCGGAAUUUAUAAAUAAUGUUAUGACUUCUCUCAAUGAAUAUAAUAUAAUUUACGAUCGUGUCAAAUCGGUAAAUAUCAAUACAUGAUUAUUAAGAUAAUAAUUGCUUUUAUAAUAUUUGUGAAUUAUUAAUUAUAUUUAGAAAGAAAAUAUAAUUAAUAAACAAUUGAAGUUAAUUGAAAAUCUUGAAUUCUUUCCGGCAGAUUUCAAAGACGGUUAUGUUCAAGAGUUUCUUGUAUGUAUCUAUUUUAAUUUUCCAUGGUAUCCAUUUAGUUUAUCAGUACCUAACUAUCGUUUAUACUUAUUCAAAAUUGUAGAUAUGUAAUUGCUAAUUAAAUUUUAUGAAUAUGGUGUUAAUUUUAUUAUUAUUAUUUUUUUUUUUUAACGGCAGAAAAUGAUCGACGAAUGUAAGAUACAAAGAAAUAAAAACUUUUCAGAAAUAACGAUGGCAAUGGGCUACAUAUGUGAAGCAGUUAAUUUAAUAGAAAAAUUAUGUUGUGGUGGUGAAAUAGGUCAAAAUAAUAAGCAAAUGAGAUUGCUUUACGAAAAAUAUGAAAACGCCUUGUUCGAAGCUUUCACUACGUAUAAACAAUUCAGAGAAUAAAAUGCUUAAUAUCAUUACCUAUGUAAAUAUGAUAUUAUAAUAAAAUCUCAAAUGAAUUUCAGAAUGGUAUUAAACAAUUUAAAAGCGUUCAAAAAGAUGUUGAGUAAUGAUCGUUCUAUUUUCAUUAUUUACACUCAAAAGGACGAGAAAUUUAUCCUUCUACCCAAUAUCGAAAACAUAAUCAUUAAGUUCACAAGGGAAAUUGACGGUAUGCUGAACAUAAUGAAAUUAGUCAAGCCACACCGUUGGCUGAAGCAUAUUAAUACUCAAUGUCCUCUGGUUCAAAACGAGAAAAAUAGUGAUUUAAAAUUGUCUCAUUCGUUUUAUAACUCGGUAGUGACCAACACUAAUGUGUUCAACAUGAAAAAAGAAUGUUUUAAUUGCAUCAAACUAAUUGGUGAUCGAUUGAAAAUCACAUCCCAAAAGUAUUAUUAUAUUAACACCAAUUGGUAACAUUAUGUAGAUAAUAACUUUAAUAGUUUAUAUUAUUGUUUAAUAUAUAUAUGAAGGAGUCAGUAAUUGAAGGUGCUAAAAAAUGUUUAAAAUUGUUAAGUUAACACAGUGGUGGCACUUAGGUUUUUUAUAGGAGUGCCAAUGUUUAAGUAAGCCAAUUUUUUGGCCAAUCUACUGAAUCCUUCGUAUAUGAAAGUAUAAUUAUAUCAAUGAUAAUUAAUAACUUGACAUUUUACUAAACAUUUUUAAGUAUACGUUAAAUUUAAAAAAAAUACUCAAGCUGCUUUUUUGUAAAAAUUAAAUAUCCCGAAUAACAUUUUAAACAGUCUAUAGUAUUAGAAUUGGUGCCUUGGGGACUUUAUUUUAACGGAAAGAAAUAACCCAGAAAGUAAAAUAAUCGGAUAAUCCAACGAAAAGUUUUAAGUCCAUAUUAGUGCUAAAUAUGGACAUAUUUGUUAAAAGAUGAUGCAUUAUUUGCUCGCAGAUAUAUUGUAUUACAAUAUUAAAUAUCCAAUUCCCUAUACAUCUAUAACGCCUGGCGGUCAUUUACAUGUUGGAAAAUGUUUACAAUAUGUUAUAAAUAUUAGCUCUUAAUGAAUAAGAAAAUUUUUGAAUUUUCAUGAAUUGAAAAAUGGUGAUGUGAAGCGAAAUUUGAUAUUAAUUACUUUACUACUUAACUAAUAUAAAACAGUGUCGAUAUAACACUAUUUAUACAUUAAUACAAUUUAAAUACCCUAGAUAUAAAGCAUAAUUAAACAUUUAGGCUAUUACCUUGUGAACCUUUACUUUCAGUAUACCUAGGGUUAAAUCCAAACGCAAUCAUAGAUUAAUAAAUGAUCGUAUGGGUUCCAGAAGCAAUCAUGAAAAUUAAUAUUAUGUAAAUAUAUACAAACUAUAUAUACCACAUGUACAUAAGUAUCGCAAACAUAAAAUAAUUUCCUAAAUCUAAAAGUAAAAUCGGUUUGAAAGAUAAGUGCUUACUUUUAUUUGUAUAGAAUUGCGAAUACAGUGCUAAAUAAUAAGGAACGUAUUAAGCUAAAACUAAAAACUCGGAUGGCUCAAAAUUGAGACAGUCGGUAUUGUAAUAUCAGUGAUUGAAAAAAUAACUUUUUUAUAUAGCCUAUGAAAUAUAUAGGGAUUUAUGCAAAUAUCCCUAUGUAUUGUAUGAAUAUGCAAUAUAUUUAUGAAUUUUUAUAUAUUUACAUGAAUUCAUUUUUUAACAUUUGAUUUUUUUUUAUUAUUUCAUAAUUAAUAAGUUGACAAAAAAAAAACUAAAAUCAAGACAGCUAAAAUAUAAAUAAGGAUACGAAGUUUUCAAAACACAAAAAUUAAGAUAAUUUAAUUUUACAUAAUCAAUUAUUGUGUUCAGCGUUUUAUUUUUUGGCUAAAAAUAAUACGUAGAAAACAUUUGUAUGCAUUAUCGUAUAAUAUUCUUUUAAAAAAAAUUUCGUUUAUUAUAUUCAGUAUAUACAUAAAAACAAAAUAUCUACAUUAAAUCCAAUGAUGAGAUCUUACAUUUUUUUAGCGAAUAUGUAUACGCUUCAAAAUCUUAAAACGAAACAAACACCCAUCUUCCCUCCUACGAUUAAUUUAUACAUUUUUACUAGACUACAGAGUAACUUAUGUUUUCACUAAAUAUAUUUUUAAAUUAUCUAAUUGUUAUUGUUUUAUUUUAUUAAAUUGACAUCAAUUUUGAAGUUGAUUACAAUCAUUGUCUAAAUAUCAAAAUAUCAAUCAAAAUAUGAACCAUUAAUUUAAUUAAUUUGACUAAUUACUAAUAUACUAUACAAAUAUUCCUAUUAUAUUCUAUUAUCAAUAUCUGUAACAUAUCUACAAACAGGUAGACAAAUAUUUAUUAGUAAAUUUUGCUUCACAACCUAAUUUUCAAUUCAUGAAAAUUCAGACAUUUUUUUUUUAUCAAGAGCGCAUAUUUAUAACAUACUGUAAACGCCAGGCGUCAUAGAUGAAUAGGGAAUCAGAUAUUUAAUAUUAUAAUACAUUAUACCUCUGGGCAAGUAACACCGCAUCUUUUAACAAAUAUGUCCAUGCAUAAAACUAAUAACGACUUACCACUAAACAUAAUAAAUAAUACAUAAAAAAAAAAUACUAACUUACGAUUGUGAUUUUAAAUGUCAAAAGGAGGUGCAAUCAUUCCCCGAUACCCAAAUUAGUUUUAUUGUACGAACAACUUUUCUGCCAAAAUUCAUGCUCCAAUCAAAACAUGAAAAGAAAUUUUUCUGAUUGUAUUCGAUUAGUGAGAUAAGAGUAAAAGCAAUUUAGAAAUUUUCCUGAUCUAAUUUUGGACUUCUGGAACGUACUCAUGCAUACAUGAACAGAUUUUUGAUUUUUAAAUUUUUCUCCCCUUUUCCCUUGUACUCGACCAUAUUGUGUAUAAAUACAAUAUCUAUAUUUAAAUACAAAAGGCGUGGUACUUUUAUAAUAAUGUAUUAGUUUGUAACUAAAUCGAUAUUUUUCGUCAAUCUAAGGGGUAAAAUAUAGGUGAAUUAUUAACAAUCUCGAAGGGCACUGAUAAGAAAACCGUCCGUCACUAUUAUUGUAAAGUGUCCCAAAUUGUCGUUUAUAGUAUUUAAUUUUAAUAUAUAAAUUGUUUUCACGAAAUAUUUAAGGAGAGACCCCCGAAUGUAUUCCCAUACUUAUAAAAAUAACGUACUUAUGUAAAACUUGGUCACGAUUGAUCAAUCCGACGUGUUUUCAAAAGGGAAUAUUUGGACUUUGGGAUAGUUUUCCAGUUUUUUCUAUUUAAUUCUACAUCUAUUCUACUAUAAGUGUUAUACUAUACUAUAAGUUCCUUAUACACUUAGGUUAGUUUAAGUCGGAUUUUCUAUGAAAAGUAGUCAAAAAAAAAAUAUAACAUCCAAUUUAUUACAUUGAAAUAAAUUAUUCUACUAAUAUUCUAUAACCGAAAAAGACUGACUUUAUUAAUCAAAUAAAUCAUUUUGACCGCAUGCUGGUAAAAAUAUUUCUAAUGAUAUAUACAUGAAUAAUUUUAAAAAUUAAAUUAGGAUGAUUUUAAUAAUAAUUGCUACAAAAAUGCUUCCAAUAUUUUAUAUGCAAAAAUGUUGGGUGUUGGUGUGGUUAUUAACCUUUUAUGCCUGAGCUACUGAACGGAAUGACAAUUUGCAUAGAUAUAGUUCAAGCCCAGAACUAUGCAAUUAGUAAAUAUAAAAUUUCAACACCAACAUUUAAUAUUCUAUCUAUUUAUGAAAUUUUUAUAUAGGUUGCCGUUUGAAUAUCAAAGUAGGUAAGUAGUGGUUUUAUACCCAAAAAUAAGGCUGACAAAAAAUAACUUAAAUAUAAAAUUGUAGAUUUGCUUGUUUCUAAAAUAUUUUGUAAAAUAAAUGUCGAAAAUAUGUAAUACUUUCUGAGAUAAUGAGUGUUUUACGAUAGAUUGAAUACCCUGUAUACAUAUUGAAAAUAAAAUAUAUGAGAUCAUAUUUAUACUUGGAUAUUUUACUUGAUCUUAUUAAGAAUUCUGGUUGAUAGUGGUUUUGGAAAACUAUUACUAUCCUGUUUUGGAUCUUAUUUACGAAAUCGAAAACAAUAUGUAAAAGUAUUUGGGAGCAAGUCCAUGUCAUAUCCCAUGUCUCGUCUAGGGUACCUCAAAGGGGACAUCUUUUUCCAUUAAUUUUCUCCCUUUCUUUCAAUAGUAUCAAAAAUGUUAUCCGCGAAAGUAAAUUAUUAUUGUUUGCAGACGAUCUAAAAUUUUUCCUAAAAAUUAAUUGUAUAAAUUAUAAUUAUAAUGGUCUUGUAUCAGUUAUACCUAAUCGAUAUUGUUUAACUGAUAUUUGUAUAUGAUGUACAUAUUCUUGUAUCUGUAUCGAAUAUAGAUUUCAGAGAUUUGGUUUUCUUUUUGAAAAGAGAGAAGAAUUAAUGAUCAACCAGUUUGCAGCGACCAACCCAACUCCGAAAGAUUAUAAAGAAAAGUUAUUAUCGUUUGUUUCCAUAUUGAAAAGUUUGGAAAAACACCCGCACGUGGACGUGGGCUGUAUGCGACUCAACCAUUCUGAAUAUAACAUGAUAAUUAAAGAACGAUGUGAUUUGUGGUACUCAAUUUAUGGAAAACAAUUCAUACUCGAAUGUGAACAUACGAUAACAACGUUUAUGGACAAAAUUAUGGUAAAUAAAAAUAGAGAAUUUGAUAGUAUAACUCAGUGGCAUAUUUGAGGGGGAUCCAUUCAUCACCCCCCCUUGACAUUUUUUUAUCAGGGUUAUAGACAAUAAAAUAAUAUAAUACCUACUUAUAACCGUGUUUUUUAUUAUUUCUUGAGUAUUCUUAUCAGCAUUACCAAAAAGUAGUGAUAAUGAUAUAAUUAGGGCAAUUUUUUGUAUAGGGAUAUUGUUUUUUCUUUUAGAUUCUGAGUGCAACGGGGAAUGUAUUGGUCAAGCAUGUAUACAAGUGGGGGUUCAAUCAUCCUCCCCCCCACGACAGUUAAUAGUUGUGGAAUUUAUUUAUAUAAAUUUAAUAAAUUUUUUAUAAAUAUUGAUAAUAUUGAUUAUUUUACAUUUUUAAUGAACCCCCCCCCCCCCCAAUUUUAUUUUGUGUACGUGCCUGCCUUACAUAUUUACUUACCAAUUAUUAAACUUUAAUUGAAACAUAUACUAUUAAAUAUAAUGAUAUCUGUUUCAAUUACAUAAGAUUCUGAAUGUAUAGAGAAGAAUGAAUUGGUUUUACAAAGAUUUCAUUUUUUUUUUUUUUAACCACUAGAAAUCUUGCUCCCAUAUGUAAGUGUGGCCCCAUUUCUGAAAGAAAAUAUUAUCUAGAUGGUAUUUUAAGAAGGUAAUUUAUUCAUACCUGGGAAAAACCAGGAUAAAAUAUAAAUGAGGAAGGGAAUUUACAAAAAUAAUGCAUUUGUAAUUCAGUUAAAAAUAUUCAUAGUGACUUAAAAUUUGAACAGAAAAUUUAAAUUUGCCUUUUCUGGACAAGGUAAAACUAUAAAAAUAUUUGAGCCAUUUUUGAGUUUUUAUAGACAAUUUAAUUUUGGGAGUAAUUUUUAUUUGGUAGGUACUCUAUGGAUAAAAUUGUUAGACAAAACAGAAAUGCCUGAAAAUUUAACAGGAAAUUCAUUAGAAGUUGUCAUUUGUAAUAAAAAUAAAAAUAAAUUGAGUUGAAUGAUUUUUUUUUUUAUAUAAGAAUUUGACAAAAAAAGUUUUGGUAAACAAAUUUAUGUAGUAUAAAUCUAGUUACUAGUCCAUAUAAAUUAUUUCAAUAUAUAUUUAUUUUAUUAUAAUAUUACAUAUUAUAUAUACAUUGCAGAAUCGUUUUUCAUAAGCAAUGAUUUAUCUUUGCUAAUAGUUAUACAUUAAAUUCCUCUCUAUAUGCUUCCUUCUCAACUUCUCAUCUACAACAGUAGUCCACCCAUCAUGGAAAGUAAUUCUUUUUUCCCCACAAUUGUAUAAAAUGUUCAUGGUAUACCUCUUAGCUAUAUAUUUUUUAUGUAAUGAAUAUACAAUGAAAAAAAAAAACCUGUCAAUACAACAUAUUAUUAUUAUUUUAUAGACACUAAAGAAUCUAUUAAACUACCAUUUUCGUGAUGUUCAAGGAAUAUUCAUAGUAGAAAAUACAAUUAAAGAAAUCAAAGAAAUGAUUUUUCAGGCGGAACUUAAUAUUCAGGAAAUAAAUUAUCGAUUCUACUUUUUGGGAAAACAUCAAAUUAUUGUAAAUAAUAAUAAAAAAAUAAUUUAUCCAAUUUUUAAAUAUAACAAAUGAAAUUUUGUGAACUAUUAGAUACCAGAGAAUCAAUUGAAGCAAUUUAAACAAUUAAAAACAAAUUGGCACAAUUUAUACCAAGAAGCAAUAAAGAAGAAUUUGUGUAUAGAAGACGCUAAACUGGCCAUUGUUUGA